AUGUCUAAUGGUAUACUAGUUUUAUAUGCUGCAGAUUAUCGGUCAUUCCAUAUAAACUGUGGCGGACAAGAUGUAAAGAACGGGAAAAUCUUGUAUGAAGGUGAUCAAGAUAGUGGAAGUAAUGCUGCUGCAAGGUGUUAUAAUAGAUCAGGAUCAAACUGGGGAUUCAGCAGCACAGGAGAUUUCAUGGAUGAUGAAAAUUUCUAUGAUAACAGAUAUACGCUUCAAUCAAAUUCUAAUAUUUCUCUAGUUGACUUUGGAUUGUAUGCAACAGGAAUACAAGUGCAAAAAGAUUUUAACUUUACAGAGGAAGCCAAAGGAUCUAACAGAAAUUUCACAAUAGCAUUCAACACCACUGUGACAGACCGUACCCUGGAGAUCCGAUUAUACUGGGCUGGAAAAGGCACUACUAGCAUUCCAAGAAGAGGAAAUUAUGGUCCUAUAAUUUCUGCUAUAUCCGCUACAGAACUUAUUGUGAAGGUGAGAAUUGAACUGUGCUAUAGUGGUCGGGUGUCUUUACAGCGUUAA
Populus nigra (black poplar) is the source of this 528-nucleotide messenger RNA. Its product is annotated as probable LRR receptor-like serine/threonine-protein kinase At1g29720. The record is from RefSeq and is a predicted model, not a curated record. Bases 1 to 528 code for a protein of 175 amino acids. Lineage: Eukaryota; Viridiplantae; Streptophyta; Magnoliopsida; Malpighiales; Salicaceae. The transcript has 3 exons.